Molecule: messenger RNA, 1069 nt
Organism: Beta vulgaris subsp. vulgaris (sugar beet)
Lineage: Eukaryota; Viridiplantae; Streptophyta; Magnoliopsida; Caryophyllales; Amaranthaceae
Product: glutamyl-tRNA(Gln) amidotransferase subunit C, chloroplastic/mitochondrial
Exons: 6
Coding region: 326-754 (142 amino acids)
Biological process (GO): regulation of translational fidelity; glutaminyl-tRNAGln biosynthesis via transamidation
Cellular component (GO): chloroplast
Molecular function (GO): glutaminyl-tRNA synthase (glutamine-hydrolyzing) activity
Source: RefSeq, a predicted model, not a curated record
CGCCGUGUUGUUCUUUUUGUUAUUUUAGUAACUGCUAAGCAGUUGUUAAGGGUUUUGUUCCCCCUCUUUUUUUUUUUUAUCUCACUUUCCAUUUUAAAUUUAAAUUGUGGUGGAUUUUGUAGUUUUGUUUUGUUGUGGACUUGUGGGGGGUAAAAUAGGGGUUUUUAUAUUUUGGUGUUCCCCUCUAGUUGCCUUAUAUAAUAGAGAUCCUAGAGAACCCAAUUGUUUCUUCUCCUUGGAAGCUCGACUCGCCGGUUUUCAUCUCUCAUAGGAGUCCGGAACGCCGGAUGAACUAGCCUAGCGUUGACGUAAAGAAAACAAGCAGAUGACAAGUUGUGGCAGCAGAGCGAUGGUUACAUUAAGAGCAGGAACAACCAUGUUAGCUGGUAGUACAAGAACUAGCACCUUCCCUAGUUUGCUCUUAUUGAAGAGAGAAAAACGCAAUUGCUCCAUUAAAUCGUCUUCUCUUGACCCUCCUGAUGUGGGUCGUUUGGCUGAAACCGCCCGUAUCUCUCUGACUCCUCAGGAGGUUCAGGAUUUUGGUCCAAAAAUUCAUCAAGUUGUUGAGUGGUUUGGACAACUUCAAGCUGUAAAUCUUGAAAGCGUUGAGCCAGCCCUUCGUUCAGAUAUUGAUGGUGACAAUUUGAGGGAAGACACGCCUCGAACAUUUGAGAAUAGAGAAGCUAUUAUAGCUGCAAUUCCGAGCUAUGAGGAACCAUAUAUCAAGGUGCCCAAAGUCUUGAACAAAGAGUAACAACACCUAGGUUCUCGUAUCCAAAUACUCUGCAGCUGUUCUAGGAUACCUAGGCAGAAACAUGCACGGGAAGAGUAGCCUGAACUUGUUGCUACUGGUGUUGCUACUGGUGCAUGAGCAGUCUGCUUGUUUGAACAACAUGUUAUUUCGCUCUGAUUUAUUUCACAAGAAUAGAAAGCCAUGAAAUCCUAGAUCUUGUACUUAGAUUGUUUCCUUGAUGUCAAUCAUCAUGGUAUUCUUGGGUUUGUUUCUUUCAUCAUGAUAUACUUGGUCUCGUUUCUUUCAUCAUGGUAUACACAAAUUUAUUUACUUUCA